AUGGCGCCCCGCAAGGCUACGAGCCGCAAGAUGGAGGACGUCAAGUUCGUGAGCGAGCGCAUCAGCGGGAGCUUGCCGCUAGCGGAGAGCCAGGGGAACAAGAAGCUCGUCGUCGGCGAAAGCCGCGCGGUGGCCCGCUCGGCCAAAGUAGCCGAGGAGAUUUUUGACCUCAGCAAGAAGCUGGGCGUGACAAUCAUCGUAGCGGACUCGCCAGGCCUCUUCGACCACGACGCCUGCCCAGUGCAGGUCUUCAUGCGGCGAAUUGAAUUCGCACGCGUUGAACUGGAAAAAGACUCGGUGAACUACCGAUUGAAGGACGGCCGGGAAAACCGAGCCAAGAACAUCAAGAAGAGCAUCAAGAAGACCAAGCGGCUGAAGGACAAGUUGUCCCCUAAGAUGAUCACGACGAGUGGCGACGCCAAAGUUUCGGGGAGGAAAUCCACCCUGGAGAAGGCGGGCGAGCUGAAGCCGAACCAAAAAGUUGCGAUCAAGAAGAUCAUGAAAGAGCACGGUGCCGGCAAAAUCGGCCUUCGAACGGCGGCGGCCCAACUCUCCAGCGCGUUGGAAUUCACGGUGGGGGGCCAGGAAACAGCGCGGCGCUUUUUUGCGGAAUUCAAAUUGUGCCAUUAG
This is a messenger RNA of Prorocentrum cordatum, 630 nucleotides long. The record is from the annotation of a GenBank genome assembly. Lineage: Eukaryota; Dinophyceae; Prorocentrales; Prorocentraceae.